CCCAUCAAUCAAUCAACCAACAAACUCUCUCGACUGCUGCAUUGCAUGACUUCACACUUUAUUUCUUACUCCGUCCGUACGUUCAAAUCAAACCAAAACGUCGUCGUUUCAACUUUCAAAUUUUUACUUCUCUGUUUUCAAACUAGUUAUGAAUGAAUAUUAAUGGAACUAUUACUUUAUUUAUUUAUGCUUUCUUUUUUUCUUCUUUGUAGACGAAGUGGUAAACAUCAUUGAAACUGAAUACUCAGACACAACUGCGAGGUCUCGGGUUUUGCGAGUUAAAUGGCGCCAUCACUAACACAAGCUUGUUGUGUGGAAGAAAUAGUUGGAGAUUUUAAAUGGGGGAACAAAAGAGGAAUUGGUGUGAAGAAUAAAGAUACACAGUUCUAUGAUUCUUUUGUUUAUGAAGGUGUUGAGUAUUUUCUACAUGAUUGUGUUUAUUUUUACCACACUGAUCAUGUUGAAACUUCUAUUGGUAUGCUUGUCAAGAUGUUUGAGAAUGGUCGUAGAAAGAUGAUCAGAGUUGUUUGGUUCUUUCGUCCUUCGGAAAUUCGGAGUUUUCAUCGAAGUUAUCAGCCGAGUUGGAAUGAGUUGUUCUUGGCUUCUGGGAAAGGCAAAGGUCUUACCAAUGUCAAUUCCGUGGAAUCAAUUCUUGGAAAAUGCUGCAUAGUUUGCAGUUCAGAGGAUAAGAGAAAUCCCAAGCCAUCUGAAACAGAGUUAAAGAGAGCAGAUUUCUUUUUCAAAUGUACUUUCGAUGUUGAUAGGCUUGUAAUCGAUGAUAAAUUUCCAGAUAAGAUUGAUGGAAUUGAAGUGGAGCAAUUCUUUAAUAAGAAGAGGGAUAGAAAGACAGGUAACAGUGUGCAUCUUGAGGCAAAUAAAAUGUCUAAAGAUAUCACAAAGAUAAAGAUAAAGACUAUAACAUCGGAGAAUAUUAAACAUGAGGUUAAGACUAAGACCGCUCCUUCAGACAUCCUGCGUUGUAAAGUUGAAGGAACAGCUUCUGAGAUUGUCUCACCAAAGACAUUGUUAGAUUCUUCUCCAUUUAAAAAGAGGAAGGUCUUUGAAGAGAAGUCAAGACUUGGUCAUAGUAGCAACUCUCAAAAGAAAAAGGAAUUUAAUGAGAAGAAAGAGUUGCGACAGGAUGACAGUUAUAAUCCAACCAGGAAAGUUACGGAGGUGACUGAAAGGCCGAAUGCAGAGAAAAGAAAGUGGUUUAAGAAAAUGGUGAGUUUUUAUUUCUUUACUUUUAUUCUGGACUUUUGGUUCAGGUUUUGAUCAACAGCUUGGAUUUAUCAGUAAAGUGUUUUUCUUUGUAAUUUGGAUAAUAGAGAAAGGAGCUCAUAACUUGAGCUUGUAGAUUACU
This is a messenger RNA of Medicago truncatula (barrel medic), 1363 nucleotides long. Its product is annotated as protein ANTI-SILENCING 1-like. The transcript has 4 exons. Gene Ontology annotation, molecular function: chromatin binding; RNA binding. Lineage: Eukaryota; Viridiplantae; Streptophyta; Magnoliopsida; Fabales; Fabaceae. The record is from RefSeq and is a predicted model, not a curated record. Bases 283 to 1275 code for a protein of 330 amino acids.